AUGGAAAGAAUCAAGAGGCUCCAUGUUUUUGCGGUCAUGCUUGCAGUGCUCUUUCAGUCAUCUGGCUCAAACAUUUGUUCAACAACUAUCUCUGAAGACCUCAGGAGAGACUGUCACCCAGAACCUGGAGCUACUGAAGUGGCCUGCCUAAGUCGUGGCUGCCGGUGGUGUGAGACAAGUAGCCUUAAUGUUCCCUUUUGCUUCUACGACUCCACUGAAGAUGCAGCUUGCCCCAGUGAUGUUCCAGUUCAGAAACGCGUUGACUGCCACCCACAGCCUGAUGCCUCAAAAGAAAAAUGUGAAGCAAAGGGUUGCAUUUGGUGUUCUACAAAAGUCCCUAACGCUCCAUGGUGCUAUUUCCCAGCAGAUGAUCCUUAUGGCUACUUUGCAACUGAGAAGCCACAAAAGACAAGUAAAGGAUGGAGAGUAAUGCUGACAAAACGUGACACUAUGUCACUGUUUGGCAAUGAUAUUUCUCCUGUUGCCAUGGAUGUGGAGUUCCAGACAAAUGACAGACUCAGAUUUAAGAUAUAUGAUCCUAAUAGUGAAAGAUUUGAAGUUCCACUCAAGAUUCAAUCUUCGUCUGCUGUUGCUGCUGCUGACACCAGAUAUGACAUCGAGUUCAUAAAUCAUUCCUCCCUUCAGUUUAAAAUCAUAAGGAAAAGCUCAGGAACAGUACUGUGGGACACAUCACUUGGAGAUUUAAUUUUUUCCAAACAAUAUCUACAGAUUUCAACCACUGUACCCUCCACCUCAGUAUAUGGAUUUGGUGAACAUGAACAUCUGUCCUUUAAACACAAUAUGAACUUUGUUACCUAUGGAAUGUUUACCAGGGACCAGUCACCAGCGCCAUUUGCCAAUCUUUAUGGAGUUCAUCCUUUUUAUAUAUGCAUAGAGAAUGACUCAAAUGCUCAUGGUGUCCUCUUCCUUAACUCCAAUGCACAAGAUGUUACUCUGAGUCCAAAUCCAGCCUUAACCUUCCGCACUAUUGGAGGUAUCCUUGACUUCUUUGUGUUUCUUGGCCCAACUCCGGAAAAUGUAAUCCAGCAAUACACAGAGGCCAUUGGACGCCCACAUUUACCUGCCUAUUGGUCUCUGGGAUUUCAGCUGUCUCGCUGGGAUUAUGGCAGCAUUGAUGUGUUAAAAAAAACAGUUGCUCGCAUGCAGCAGUAUGAUAUUCCAUAUGAUGUCCAACAUGGUGAUAUUGACUAUAUGGAACGUAAUCUGGACUUUACCUAUGACAAAGAGAAUUAUUCAGGUCUGCCAGAGUACAUUCGACAACUGAAAAAAGAUGGAAUGCACUAUGUCAUUAUCCUGGAUCCUUUCAUAAGUAAGGAUGAAGCACCAGGUACUUACAGGCCCUAUGAACUUGGAGAAGAAAUGGGAAUAUGGGUUAACAAUUCUGAUGGAAUAACUCCAGCUGUUGGAAAGGCAUGGCCACCUGGAGAUUCAGUGUUUCCUGACUACACUAACCCCAAGACAGCUGACUGGUGGACCCAACUAUGUGUUGAGUUCAAAAAUGUCCUUGACUAUGAUGGACUCUGGAUUGACAUGAAUGAACCAGCUAAUUUUGGAACUGGCCAGCAGCCAGGCUGCGCUCCCAAUGAUAUCAACAACCCCCCAUACGUGCCUCGAAUUACCAGUAACUCUCUGGCUUGGAAGACUCUAUGUCCAGAUUCAAAGACUUAUCUGGGCAGUCAUUAUAACACACAUUCCCUCUUUGGCUGGUCACAAACAGCACCAACUUUCUAUGCUACUCAGAAGGCUACUGGAAAGCGAGCAUUUGUUCUGAGUCGUUCUACAUUUGUCGGCAGUGGGAAAUAUGCAGGUCAUUGGCUAGGUGACAACUUUUCACGUUGGAAAGAUAUGCACAUGUCAAUAAUUGGAAUGAUGGAAUUUAAUCUUUUCGGGAUUCCGUAUAUUGGUGCUGAUAUCUGUGGAUUUAACUUGGAUACAACCUAUGAACUCUGCUUGCGCUGGAUGCAGCUUGGUUCAUUUUAUCCAUUUUCCAGAAACCAUAAUGCAAAGGGCAAUAAGGAGCAAGAUCCAGCAGUGUUUGGAGCAGAGUUUGCUGCAAUAUCUCGGUCUACACUGCUGAUUAGAUAUACACUGUUGCCUUACUUAUACACCUUAUUCUUUGACUCGCAUGUUCAUGGAAACACAGUGGUACGAGGUCUGAUGCAUGAAUUUACUUCUGAUCUGCAGACUCAUGGAAUAGAUAAGGCUUUUCUUUGGGGACCUGCUUUUAUGAUUGCUCCUGUUCUUCAAGAGGCAAGUACUGCAAUUUUAAAAGUUUGAAUACUGGAAUUAAAGACAUGAACACUGCUCACGCUUUAAAAUCGCAUAUGGGGUAGUUCACAUACAUCCCUACUCACCCACAUUUUCUUCCACUCGCAAUGCCUGAGGAAUGAAUUUCAAAAAGAUACCAAGCUGUAAAGAAAGUACAAUUAUGCAUACAGAAGUGGGACUCUGCUAUUUGCAAAUUUGUAUUGUGCUGAUGGCACUCUAUGGGGACAUCUGUAGCAAUAAGGUUGUUAUAGAGUUUGAAAGUAGGAAGAAACACACAC
Messenger RNA from Alligator mississippiensis (American alligator), 2567 nucleotides. Its product is annotated as sucrase-isomaltase, intestinal. The transcript has 17 exons. Gene Ontology annotation, biological process: carbohydrate metabolic process. NCBI's taxonomy places the organism in Eukaryota, Metazoa, Chordata, Crocodylia, Alligatoridae. The record is from RefSeq and is a predicted model, not a curated record. The coding region runs from base 1 to 2298 and encodes 765 amino acids. Gene Ontology annotation, molecular function: alpha-1,4-glucosidase activity; carbohydrate binding.